GCGAUGCUGCCCAUCAACGCCACAUCUGGGGAGGCCACACUGCGCCAGGCCAUGAAGGUCACGACGGCUGUCGCCUUCGGCUUCAUUUUCUUGGCCGGGGCGGCCGGGAACGGGGCAGUGCUGUGGGUCACAGGCUGGAAGCUGCGCUGGACCCCCAACACCGUGUGGUUCUUCAACCUGGCUGUGGCCGACGUGGCCUCCACCUCUCUGAUCCUGGUUACCGUCCUGUACCUGGCCCUGGAUCUGGACUGGCCCUUCGGCUCCGUGGCCUGCAAGUUGGCCAACUGCCUCUUCGGCUUGAGCCUCUGCAGUGGGGUCCUGCUGCUCAGCGCCAUCAGCGUGGACCGGUGUGUGGUAGUGGUGGCCCCCGUCUGGUGCCGCAAUCACCGCACACCGCGGCUCAGCUGGGUGGCCUGCGCCGCUAUCUGGGCCCUGUCGCUGGCCACCUUCGUGCCCAGCUCCUUCCUCUUCUCCGAGCUCUCCUUCGAGAGGAACCGGAGCUCCUGCAGCAACCUGGAUGUCUUCCAAGAUUGGAGGCGCCAAGAGGCCGAGAUAUUGACCGUGUUCAUCUUCCUCUCUCAGUUCCUCCUGCCCUUGGUGGUCAUCUCCGUGUCCUACUCCAUCCUGGUGGUGGCCAUGAGGCGAAAGAGGCUGGCCAAGUCCACCAGGAUCUCCACAGCCCAAAUGCCCAGCGCCGUCCGCCUGGUGGCCAUCCCCCUCUCCAAGUGCCUGGCCAUGUUCAACAGCUGCAUCAACCCCCUGCUCUACGUCUUUGCUGGGAGGGAGUUCCAGGACGCCGUGCGGAGGCCGCUGGUGCAGGCCUUCAAGGCAGCCUUCGAGGAGGCACCACCAACUCACGUCUGA
This is a messenger RNA of Chrysemys picta bellii (western painted turtle), 864 nucleotides long. The record is from RefSeq and is a predicted model, not a curated record. NCBI's taxonomy places the organism in Eukaryota, Metazoa, Chordata, Testudines, Emydidae.